CAGAGGGCGAGGGGAGGAGAGGGGAGGGCUGUCGGGCCCACAGGUCCGCGCGGCCACCAGCCCGGCGGCAGCGGGGUUUAGAGUGCGUCUUUGGGCGCUGGAAGAGCUACGCUUGUGCGGGCCUCUGCCCCGAGAACAGCGGUACGUACCCCGCAGUCUUACGAAGAUGUUGGAAACAGCCUCAGAUCUGAGGCCUUGGCCUCCAAUCCAGAGCAUUUCAGCGCUAGAGGAUUCAGUGACCUUUGAGGAUGUGUGUGUGAAUUUCACUCAGGAAGAAUGGGCUCUGCUGCAUCCUUCACAGAAGAAACUCUACAGAGAUGUGAUGUGGGAAACAUUGAGGAGCCUGGCCUCUGUGGGGAGUGCAUUGGAAGACCAGGAUGUUACAAAUCGGUACAGAAUCCAGGAGAAAAAUGUAAGAAGUUUUGUGAUACAAAGACUCUAUGAAAGUAAACAAGUUACUCAGCGUGGAGAAAGCUUCUGCCAGAUUCCAAAUAUUAGUGUAACCAAAAUAACUUCUGGAGGGAAACCAUAUAAUUGUAGCAUAUGUGGAAAAGGUUUCAUGCUUCAUUCAUCCCUUACUAGGCACAUCAGAUCUCACCCUGGACAUGAACUUGACGGGUUUAAGUGUGGAGAGAAAAGACACAAGUGUAAGGAGUGUGGGGCCACCUUCAGUUACCUCAAACCCUUUCAGAGGCAUGAGCGGACUCACGCUGGGGGAAACCCCUACAAGUGCAAGCACUGUGGGAAGGCCUUUAUCUACUACCAGCCCUUUCAGACGCACGAACAGACGCACGUCAGAGAGAGACGCUACCAGUGUAAGCAUUGUGGUAAGGUCCUCAGUUCUCCCGGUUCUCUUAAAAUUCAUGAAAGAAUUCACACUGGAGAGAAGCCUUAUGUGUGUGAGAAAUGUGGGAAAGCCUUCAGUUGUCCCAGUUCCAUCCAGAUCCAUGAGAGAACUCACACUGGGGAGAAACCCUACAAAUGUAAAGAGUGUGGGAAAGCCUUCAUUUCCCGCACAAGUGUCCAGACACACAUGGUCACGCACAGUGGGGCUAUCAAUAGGCCUUAUAAAUGCAAGGAUUGCGGGAAGGCAUUCCUUCGUCCAUGUUUUCUCCGUGUACAUGAGCGAAUUCACACUGGAGAGAAGCCGUACGUGUGUAAACAAUGUGGGAAAGCCUUCAGAUGCUCCACUUCCGUUCAGAUUCAUAAAAGGACUCACACUGGAGAGAAGCCCUAUAUAUGUAAGGACUGUGGGAAAGCGUUCAGUGCCCACUCAGCCUUCCGAGUACACAUGCGUGUGCACACCGGAGAGAAACCUUAUAAAUGCGGAGAGUGUGGGAAAGCCUUCAUUUGUCUCAAUUACUGCCGUGCACACGAAAGAAAUCACACUGGAGAAAAACCCUAUGAAUGCAAGGACUGUGCAAAAGCCUUCAUUUCUCUUGAAAGCUUUCGAAGACAUAUCAAAACACACACUGGAGAUGGACCUUAUAAAUGUAGGGACUGUGGAAAAGCCUUCAUUUUCCUCAGUGCGUUUCGAACACAUGAAAGGACCCACACUGGAGAAAAACCUUAUGAAUGUAGACACUGUGGCAAAACCUUUAGUUGUUCAAGUUAUGUUCAGAUACAUGAGAGAACUCACACAGGCGAGAAACCCUAUGAAUGUAAGCAAUGUGGGAAAACCUUCAUUUAUCCUACAAGCUUUCAAGGGCACAUAAGAAUGCACACAGGAGAGAAACCGUAUGAAUGUAAAGAAUGCGGGAAAGCCUUUCGCCUUCGAAGUUCCUUUCAGAGACAUGAAAGAAGUCACAGUGGAGAGAAGUGAUUUUAGCGUAAGCAUCAUGAAAAGGCUGUUUUGCUUUGUCCACAUCCUUCAACAAACAUGCAAAUACAUGAUAGGGAGACAUAAUGAAUGAGGAAUUUUCAAUUUUAAUAAAUACUUUUUGUUGUGAAAUUUUCCAUUGUGGAAAAAUCUCAUGCUUGUAAGUAAUACAGGAAACUAACUGCAGUGUGAUGGGUAACUCACAUAAGAUGGGCCACAAGUUUCAACAUGAAGAGGAAACAUUUGUAUCAGCAUUUCAUUGUUUCUGAUAUAUAUGCAUGCUUUUGUUUGAUGUAGCCCUGCCAGGCCUGAAAUUCACUAUGUAGACCAGAUUGGACUCACAGGAUGCACCUGUCUGCCUCCCAAGUGACAUUAAAGUGUGUGCCAUUACCCCAA
This is a messenger RNA of Psammomys obesus (fat sand rat), 2215 nucleotides long. Its product is annotated as zinc finger protein 791-like. The record is from RefSeq and is a predicted model, not a curated record. The coding region runs from base 167 to 1822 and encodes 551 amino acids. Lineage: Eukaryota; Metazoa; Chordata; Mammalia; Rodentia; Muridae. Gene Ontology annotation, biological process: negative regulation of transcription by RNA polymerase II; regulation of immune system process; regulation of cytokine production. The transcript is spliced from 4 exons.